GACAUGACGUCACAUGAGGAGAGCGGCACCACCUGCCCACGUGACCCGGUUCUCUGGGGAAGCUUUGUGGGCGCGGAUAGCUGGAGCUGCAAUGACAGCAACCAAGUUUUGUCACAUUAAUGGGGCCAGUAGCCAUAGAUCUUAGUUGCCAAUUUGGAGGAUUAUAAGUAGUAUACCGGAUUUCUUGCCUUAAGAAAAGAUGGGUAUUCCAUCGUCUCCCAAGGAAACCGUGGUCAUCACUGGAGGUGGCGGCUACUUUGGCCACAGGUUAGGCUGUACGCUGUUCCAGAUGGGGGUCAGUGUGGUACUUUUCGAUGUACGGAAACCAGAACAAGAUCUUCCUGAUGGAAUCCAGUUUAUACAGGGUGAUAUUCGCUCCUUGUCUACAGUGGAGGAAGUUUUUAGUAACGCUUCCUGCAUAAUUCAUACUGCUUCUUAUGGAAUGUCCGGAAGGGAACAACUUCAGACACAGCUGACUGAAGAAGUCAAUGUGAAAGGAACAGAGAACGUUAUCCAGGCCUGCAUAAAUAAAAGUGUACCACGGUUAGUGUACACCAGCACAUUCAACGUGGUUUUUGGUGGGCAGUCCAUUAAAAAUGGGGAUGAGUCAAUGCCUUACCUACCUCUGAAUCGCCAUGCCGACAACUAUUCUCGCACCAAAGCAAUUGCAGAGAACAAAGUGCUAAAAAGUAAUGGACAGCUGUUAGCAAAUAAAAGUGGAUGCUUACGGACUUGUGCCCUCCGGGCAGCUGGAAUCUAUGGCCCUGGGGAACAAAGACACCUUCCCAGGAUCAUCAAAAAUCUUGACCAAGGGCUUUUCAUAUUUUCCUAUGGGGAUCACAAUAAUCUGGUGCAGUUCGUUCAUGUAGAUAAUCUAGCAUCUGCUCAUAUUUUAGCUGCCAAAGGUCUUACAGAUGAAAGGAACCACAUAGCUGCUGGCCAGGCAUACUUUAUAGCAGAUGCCACCCCAAUCGAUAAUUUUCAGUUCUUCCGCCCCUUUAUUGAAGGCCUAGGAUACAAGUUUCCUUCUUUUCGGGUUCCCCUCUUUUUUAUAUAUUUUAUGUCCUACCUCACUGAAUGGCUACAUUUUCUAAUCAGGCCUAUUUAUAACUUUCAGCCUUUGCUGACCCGCGCUGAGGUGUACAAAACAGGCGUUACUCACUAUUUCAGUAUUGACAAAGCCAAGAAAGAGCUGGGUUAUGAACCCAAUGCAUUUGCUAUGCAGGAAGUUGUUGAAUGGUACAGAGAAAGGGGUUUUGGGAAUAAAGCCAAAAAAGUGAAACAUUCAAACUUUGUUUGGGAUGUGGUGGUAUUUGUCCUGCUGGUUGUAGUGUUACUUGCUUGGGUUCCUAGUGUUGUGGGAUUAACCCUACAGUUCCCCAACUAGUGAUAGAAACAUUUUAAAUUUUACUGUUUGAGGCCCCAUUGACACCUCAUUUUUGCCUUAUGUCUCCAGUUUACAUCAGGAAACCAGCAAAAAAAGAUACUGAUACGCAACUGGCCUAUUAAUGAACCCAACACAGUCUACUAGUGAAUACAUUCAGUCCAUUUUUCAAACAUUAUACUUUUUAUUUUGUGUAAUUCAAAAGUGUGGUAGACUAUAUACUUUUAAGUCCUGUAAAGAAAAUAAAAAUAAAUAUAAAUAAAUAAAUGGACUAAAAAUAAAUAUAAAUAAAUGGACUAAAUGUUUUCACUAGUAGACAGUGUUGGGUCCAUUAAACUCAAUGGACUCUUUGUUGUGUAUGGCAUGCUUUUUGCUGGUAUCCCGACUAUGUUGUGAUUGUAAGAGUUCACCGUAGACCUUUCUGGACAAGAUACACACCAUUGUAGGAAAAUUAUAGCAUGAUUUAAGGAGAACUCUCCUUUAUAAAAUUUAUCGCCUAUCCUAAGGAUAGGGGAUAAGUGUCAGAUCGCGGGGUCCGCCCUACCCCCCCCCCCCCCCACCGGACUCCUGAACGGUGCCUCUGCUCACUUGAAUGGAGCGUGUGGACCACAGCGCGAAGCUGUGGCCAACACACCCUCUCCAUGCAGCUCCAUGAGAGAGCUGGAGCGCUGCACUCGGCAAUCUCUCAUGCAGUCGGACCCUCCACAAUUUGACACUUAUCCCCUAUCCUUAGCAUAGGGAAUACGUUUUUUAUAAGCGGGAGUUGACACGGUUAGUUGGCUGUUAGGACAAGUAGACACAUGGCACCCUGAAGUACUGAGGGUUGGAACGAUUCUUCUCUCCCCCUUCAAUCCUUGUUCAUGCUUGAUUGACAAGUGGAAGCCGAGCCCUGUUUCCAAAUCUCAUUUGCCCUUAUUCGUCAAUCUCCCUGAAACCAAAACGGUCUGCUUUUGCCCAUAGCGACCAAUUACAGCUUUCAUUUUACCAGAGCAGGUCCAUAGUUAACCUAUGCUCCAUCUACGCCAAGUACUCUGGCAUUGCUAGGCUGCUUAAUGUUUUCUGCAACUCUACACUUGUCUCUCUCCAUCUGCUGUCUAAAACUAUGCUCCAUCAAUCGAAGUAUUUUGACUACGCUACCCCUGUGCUGUUCCCUAAGCUGGACAGAGACGGUGUGUGUGAGGAGUGUCUGGCCCAGUCAGUGGCCAAUGCGGCCGUAGUAAACUGCGCUUGCAGUUUAAAAUUGAUUUACAGUAAACUUUACUACAUCGGUCUUCUUCUAUGGGUUGUGGAAUCCUCGCGCAUACCAAAAAGGGGUGGAGAAACAGUUACCUGGCUUACUAUGGAAAAAGGAGAAGAAAGGCUCCUAGCCAUCAUUUCAUGAUCUCUGUCGGGAGGGGGCCCAGUAAAGUAGUGAUUUAUAAGUAGACUGGAUAAAUGACUGGCCAAAUUCCUCUGUAGUAUUCAGCAGCUAAUAAGUACUGAAAGGAUUAAGAUUUUUUUAAUAGAAGUAAUUUACAAAUCUGUUUUAACUUUCUGGCACCAGUUGAUAAAAAAAACCUGAAACCCCCUUUUUAUUGGGCUACAUAUUUGUAAAACCGGUGCUAUUUCUAAUGAAAAAUCACAUGAACCCUAAAACUGUAUAACCUCAGCAUAUCAGUAAUAGUGAUUCUACAAAUUCAUGUAUGUGAAGUUGAACAAAUGAUUAUUAUUAUUUUUUAUUUUUUUUUUACAAAAAUAUGACUAAUGGGGCAAUCAGAGCUUUGUAUAGUUUUGAAUUCUGCUAACUUUUUUGGGGGGUAUUUUCUGUGCCCUGCUUAGGGUCAGAUUGGUUUGCAGCUGAAGACCUGAGUAAGGCUGGGUUCACACUACGUUUUCUCCCAUACGGGAGCGCAUACGGCAGGGGGGAGCUAAAACCUCGCACUCCCGUAUGCCUUCGUAUGCGCUCCCGUAUGUCAUUCAUUUCAAUGAGCCG
Messenger RNA from Hyla sarda, 3356 nucleotides. It is a transcript of the gene SDR42E1, whose product is annotated as short chain dehydrogenase/reductase family 42E, member 1. Gene Ontology annotation, biological process: steroid biosynthetic process. The transcript has 3 exons. The record is from RefSeq and is a predicted model, not a curated record. Bases 200 to 1387 code for a protein of 395 amino acids. Gene Ontology annotation, molecular function: 3-beta-hydroxy-Delta5-steroid dehydrogenase (NAD+) activity. NCBI's taxonomy places the organism in Eukaryota, Metazoa, Chordata, Amphibia, Anura, Hylidae.